AUGACUGGCCAAUCUCGAGGACACUCUGAUGCCUCAAACAACGUUGGCGAUUCAGCAAAUGUUGUUUCGUCGUUUGAUCUCGAGCCAAACCCGUUUGAACAGAGCUUUGCGACCACGAAAAAGGCCCAUACAUUAAAAGCUCCCGACGCAGAACACGCUAGUGCUCAUCAAACUGACGGGCAACAUCUGGCCGGAUCAAUGAAUACAGGUGUGCUGAACGCUUUUCCGGCUCACAAAACCACUUUGGAGUAUCCCCAGCCAGCGCAACCGUCAGGUAUGCCAGCACAUUCCAAUGUUACUUCUCACGGGCAUUCUUUUGACCACUCGGCUGCUGCAAAUUCCAACAACCCCACAUCAUACAAACUGGAGCCGCACAUGGAGCAUGGCAAACCAGAUGAAUACUCCACAAGGCUUCCGCCGCUGUUGUUAACCGAUCCUGCGCGCUCUUCGUCGUCGAUGAUUGUCCAGCAGCACACAAGAUCGCCAGGCUCCUCUACGGUACAUUCCAACCAUCCCCAUCCGCAUUACCAGUUACCGCCAGCUCAAAAUUCACAUUUCACCCCGCUCUCACAGAACGUCAUGCCUCCAGGCACUACAACGCCCAGUUUCUUUCUGAAUCUUUCGAAGACGGGAUUUACACCCAACUCCACUGGCAUGCGCCCAUGCUUGACUCCAGGAAAUGUUCCGGCAACAGAUCCUUCACACUCACAGCUGCAAGGUCAUCCCAAUAAUCAUGUACAGCACCAAGGGAAACCGCCGCCUCGCCCAUCACCGUCCCUUCAAUCUCCAGCCAACAUCAUGCCACCGUUAUCUCUACCAGCUGAACAGAUCACUCCAGGUCUCUCUUCGCUUUUAGGUCUACCCUUGCAGCAUCAGAUUCCACAGCAACAGCAGCCUCAGUCUCAAACGCAACGAUUCUCGCCAAAAUUAGGUAUGCAAUCUGCUCAGUGGGGGCCGCUUUCUGCUCAGCUGUCUGGCAAUUCUACCGCUGUACACUCGAACUCAUCAACAUCUUCGAAUUCCCUUGGCGUAAUACCUACAGCCAAUAACAAAAAGGCGAUGGCAUCUGUUAAAUCUGGUCGUGGAUCUGCGGACUCUCAAUCAAGCUCAGAUAUGACAAGAGUUCCUUCUACUGGACAUACAGCGGUUCCAGGUGAGUCCAAAGUUUUAAGUUCAAAGGAUUCUCCUUACAGCAAUGAGCCCCCCACUAAAAGGUACAAGGGAAAAAGCAAGGCUAAUCUGCCCAAAGCUGUAAUAGACACUUCUUUCUCUAGACCAAAGAAUGAGCAAGAUCGCAAACGCAGAGAGUUUUUGGAAAGAAACAGAGUCGCAGCAUCAAAAUUUCGGAAGCGUAAGAAGCAGUACAUUAAAAAAGUUGAAGCCGAUCUGAAAUUCUACGAGACAGAGUACGAUGACUUGGGCCAGUGCAUGGACAAAUUAUGUGGAAUAUCCAAGACAAAUAUCAACUCAUCUUUAGUGGGAAUGCUCAAACAAGCUCUUUUGCAAGAUGAUAUGAAAUCAUCGCUGACGCUUUGCAGUCACAUAGAGCAAGUCUUAUUACAGACUCACUACGUUCAACGCGGAGGUGGUAAUCCAGUGCGCGAAGAAGAGGAAAGGAGGAGACUCGAGAACCCAGAGGGAGACAACUCUGAGUACGAAUAUACGCGACGCUCUUCAAUGGCUGCUGGCUCUGAGGCAGAUGGGUACCAACAGAAUCAAGUACUAGACCAGACAGAUCCCGAAAGUAGUGGCACAAAGGGUCCCUUACCAGAUCAGGCUACUGGGACCAUCAACAACCUGCCUUUAAUUAUUAAUGGCAACACGUUACUGAGUCUAGAAGAUGUCCAAAAAUCUUCUCAGAAGCAGAACCUAGUGGAAAAUGUGGAUCCGUCUGUGAAAGUCGAAGCGGGUCUGCCGAGUAAUCCAACUGGUUGA
This is a messenger RNA of Lachancea lanzarotensis, 1935 nucleotides long. It is a transcript of the gene SKO1, whose product is annotated as LALA0S12e03994g1_1. The coding region runs from base 1 to 1935 and encodes 644 amino acids. Gene Ontology annotation, molecular function: DNA-binding transcription factor activity, RNA polymerase II-specific; RNA polymerase II cis-regulatory region sequence-specific DNA binding. The transcript has a single exon. The record is from RefSeq and is a predicted model, not a curated record. Gene Ontology annotation, biological process: regulation of transcription by RNA polymerase II. Lineage: Eukaryota; Fungi; Ascomycota; Saccharomycetes; Saccharomycetales; Saccharomycetaceae.